Messenger RNA from Eriocheir sinensis (Chinese mitten crab), 3137 nucleotides. Its product is annotated as ras-like protein 2. The record is from RefSeq and is a predicted model, not a curated record. Gene Ontology annotation, cellular component: plasma membrane. The transcript is spliced from 4 exons. The coding region runs from base 84 to 692 and encodes 202 amino acids. Gene Ontology annotation, molecular function: GDP binding; GTP binding; GTPase activity. Gene Ontology annotation, biological process: signal transduction. Lineage: Eukaryota; Metazoa; Arthropoda; Malacostraca; Decapoda; Varunidae.
GAUUUCCUCGCCAGCGUCAGUGUCGUGAAGAGUGUUGAGGUGAAAGGUAGUGUUCAGGCCCGCGCAGGGAUACAUUCACCACCAUGGGGAGGAAAAGUCCAAGCAAGGAUCAGAACACAAUGUCUCAAAACUUCAAGAUCGUCGUGGUGGGGGGCGGCGGCGUCGGAAAGUCAGCCAUCACCAUACAGUUCAUCCAAAGUUACUUCGCCACCGACUACGACCCAACGAUUGAGGACUCUUACACCAAGCAAUGUGUGAUCGACGACACGGUGGCCAAGCUAGACAUUUUGGAUACAGCAGGCCAAGAGGAGUUCAGUGCCAUGAGAGAACAGUACAUGCGUUCUGGGGAAGGUUUCCUCCUGGUCUUCUCUGUCACUGAUCGCAACAGCUUUGAUGAGCUACCUCGUUUCCACAAGCAAAUCCUGCGAGUGAAGGAUCGUGAUGAGUUCCCCAUGCUGAUGGUGGCCAACAAAGCUGACCUGGAACACCAGAGAGUGACAAGUACUGAAGAAGCUCAUACCCUUGCCCGGCAACUCAAGAUCCCUUACAUCGAGUGCUCUGCCAAGAGCCGCACCAAUGUUGACCAGUCCUUCUACGAGUUGGUGAGAAUAAUCAGAAAGUUCCAGGCAGCAGAACGACCACCUUCAAAACCAGCUGCCAAGAAGAACAAAAAGAAUUGUGUAAUUGUCUGAGGGUUGGUGAGGACUACAUAAAAUAUGUACAUGUGUAAAGACAACAAAAAAUAGAGCAGUUCACAAGAAAUGUUGGAACUUUACUGCAUUUCUUAACUGCAGUUUUUAUCAUCCUACUGGUGGAACACUUGAAUCUGUUACUACUGUGACUUGUACCAUAUGUUUUUGUGGGAAUGUUUAUAAAAUAUAGGCACUAUUUUUGAAGGAAAAUCAGAAUUAUGCAGUUGAUGUCAGUGUGUGUGAAAGUGACUAAAUGCAUUUAAUUUCACUAAGAAGUAAUAAACAAAUACAAAGUUUGUUCCUGCAUCAUUCCCAGAGAAAAUAAAUCAAAUAUGGCAUCCAAUGAAAUGAUGGGAAGAACACAUGAUCUCAAGAUGCAGUGACAAUUUUAUGUGAAAAUUCUUUUGGUAUGGAGUCUUGAUAGUAGCAGCUAUUUCACAAACAAAUGCUCCAGCAGUAUUUGUUAGGAUUCAGAUCUGCUGAUUGAAUUGACCUAUAACUAAGUGUUCCUUGUUCAGUGAAUUACUGUAAAGAAUGUUACAUUUCUAUUUGUUUUAAAUUAUUUUCCAGGUAGCUACACUGAGUAACAGUAUUCAGCAUAUAUAUAGUAUUAUACAUUUGUCAUAAGUAAUUAAUUAUGACAACUAGCAGAAGUAGCAAAGGUUCACUCUUGGACAAAAGUAAUUUUAAAUGCUCCACCUUGAAUUUUGUAACUCAUGGUUAAGAGGUCCAAGGUCAAGAGUAGAGGAAAUACCGAGACACUGGAUUAAGAACUUUUACAUACAAAUUGUAUACUCAAAAGUUUGUAAUAUUUAGUAUAGUUGUUGUGCCUUUGAUGGUGUCUUUAAUGGUCAACAUAACUAUUUUUUUUAGUGUAGUAUAUGUGAUUAUAAAAAUACAUUAAAUAUUUGCUAUUAAAAACUGAGCAUUAAAUCUUUAGAGAGUAAAGGAGCUUGAUUGCAAGCAAGAGCUAAAAUUCUAGGGCUAUGAAACCAAGAUGCCUGAUUAUCACUCGUUCUACUUAAAGAUUUAGAUAACCUGGUACUAUAUGCAGGUGCUUUGUCAGCAGCAAGAACUUCUGAAGAAAAUUUAUUUUAUCAGUUGAUUACACUGCACUGUACAUAGCAGUGAAUGGUAAAAACAUCAAAUAAAUUUGUAUGAUUGUGGACAAAGACUAAGUAGCACUUUCUACUUGCAAACAAAAGAUCAAAACUUGAUUAAAUUAUUAGUUAUAUAAUCUAGUACUCUAAUAUUAAGAAUGUUGAUCAACAUCUGGGGAGCUUGCCACAAGCCCAUAUAGCCAAAGUUGGCGUUCACAGAUUAGUUAGUACCAGGCCUCGAUUCAGUUUCACAAGUAGUUGCUGAUUCAAUGCAAAUUCAUUCCAGCAAUAUCCAAUGAUCCUGCAAAGGCACUUGGUAUACCAAAGACAGCAACAUGCCCCAUCCAAGUCACUAUUUAGUGUUCAUGUCUCGGCCAUUUAGUAAGACAGGAACACAAGUGACUAAAGAUUUGAAUUUUUGUCUGCCUGUAUAGAUAUCAACAAUGCCAUAUGCGCAUGUUGAGCAAGUCCGUAGCUCUUCAACUGAUUGCAGCCGGCUAGAAAUGGCUACGUAGCAGCUACUCCCUCGAGAUGAGCACCAUUGCUCUGGCCUGACCAGUAAAAAGUAUAACUACCACUACUGAUCCCUCCAUUGCCAGGUCUCCUCUUCUUAAGAGAGCACCACUAUGUCAACACUCAACCUCCUGACUUCAUCUGACAGACAGGGUAGUCACUGAUCCUCCAGGAGGCUCAGGAUGUUCCAGGCACCACACAAAAAAUCUGCCUGAAGUUAACCCUGGGCUGAAUGCACAUUGUUUAUUAACCACAAGGUUCUUGAACAGUGUCAGCUCUUGGUUGGUGAACAUCCCCAAUAAUGGUACUCAAUGUCUUGUGUUCUAAAGUAAUUUGUCCACAACUAUACAAAUGUAUUGUAUAGUAUAUUGGUAUACAAAAGAAUUUCAAUACUAUUCAGCUGAAAAACGUUAUCUCCAUAUACAUGGCAUACUAGAAUCAAACACCUUCAUUCCUUAUCCCUUUUGUUCAUAUGCUGCCUGUUUAGUAUUGUUAGUUUGUUAGGAGUGUUUCUGGAUAUAUUUUAAUUUUGUACAUUUACAUAAUGUAGUUCAUGUCUUGAAAAACAUUUGUUGUAAUUAGUAACUGCAGUUUAAUUGUUCACUGCAUAUUGUGAAAAUGUCACUUUGUGUUGCUACAGUCUGACUAAACCUUGAGAAUACCUGAAAACUGAAACCCCACCAAGAUAUACAUAUUUUUUACUUCAUAUGUAAACCAUCAUGUGUUCACUUCUUAUUUAAGGUACAAGUUUUCUCAUUUCCAUUAACACUGUUCUGUGUGAACAAUAGCUGAUAAUCAUUUCAUAUGGCUCUAAAUAAAAAUACUUUUUAAC